GCAGGCUGCGCUCGUUCACAGCAACGUUGCUGCUUGUAUUUGCAGCAGCGCUCUCUGCUGCCAUUUCCCUUCUCUCUGUGCCCCCCCUCCCUCUCUCCACAUACAUACAUAUAUAUAUAUAUAUUUGUGAAGGCUGCGAAACAGUGCACACUCUUUAAAGAACAAAGCAAUAGGGUUUGUGAGACGCCGACUUUUUAAAAUGGCUUCGACGCUAUUCACCGACUGCUGGUGUUCGUCGUCGUCGUCGUCGGCAACUGCCAAUCGAUUUGUGCCUUUUCACAAAUUCGAAGACGGCCUCCUCCGUUCUCGCCAUAUCCGAUUUGCAACCACGACCAAUCCUUGCCGUCUCAGAAUCGACGCCUCCGCCUCCGCCGCCGCCGCCGCCUCAGGUUCUCCAUCUGCUGCAGUGGCUGCUGAAACAACUGCAAAAAUCAUUGAUGGAAAAUCUAUUGCAAAGCAAAUCAAAGAUGAGAUAGCUGCUGAGAUAUCAAGGAUGAAGGAUGCUAUUGGUGUUGUUCCAGGAUUAGCUGUUGUAUUAGUUGGUGAUAGGAAAGAUUCUGCAACAUAUGUACGCAACAAGAAAAAAUCUUGUGAGCUUGUGGGGAUCAAUUCUUAUGAAGUGCAUUUGCCAGAGGAUUCCACCGAACAGGAAGUGCUCAAGUAUAUCUCAGGUUUCAAUGAUGAUCCUGCAGUGCACGGCAUUCUUGUUCAGUUACCUCUGCCUGCUCAUAUGAAUGAGCAGAACAUCUUAAAUGCUGUUCACAUUGAGAAAGAUGUGGAUGGAUUCCACCCGGUGAACAUUGGUCGUCUUGCCAUGCGCGGUAGAGAACCCUUGUUUGUUCCAUGUACACCUAAAGGCUGCAUAGAGUUGUUGCACAGAUAUGGAGUGGAUAUCAAGGGAAAGAGGGCUGUUGUGAUUGGCAGGAGCAACAUCGUUGGAAUGCCAGCCGCUCUCUUAUUGCAAAGGGAAGAUGCUACUGUCAGUGUUGUCCACUCCAGAACCAAGAAUCCUGAGGAUAUCGCCAGAGAAGCAGAUAUAAUGAUUUCUGCUGUAGGACAGCCGAACAUGGUGAGGGGCAACUGGAUAAAGCCCGGUGCAGUUGUUAUUGACGUUGGAAUUAAUCCAGUUGAGGAUACAAAUAGCCCACGGGGUUAUCGUCUGGUUGGAGAUGUGUGUUACGAGGAAGCUUGCAAGAUUGCUUCAGCUGUUACUCCAGUCCCGGGGGGAGUGGGUCCAAUGACCAUAGCUAUGCUACUGUCCAAUACGCUCGCCUCAGCAAAGAGAAUGCAUAACUUCAAGUGAGGUUUUUUGUUUUGCCAUCUCGUCAUAUAAUUAUUAGGGGUACACUAUUAUUAUUAUUAUUAUUAUAUAGUUUUACCCGCAUACAGAUACAGUUGAGCUUCCCCGCUUAAGCAAAUGUUUCAGUUUUUGAGCUUUUCAUAGAUAUUAUGGGAGGAAUAGUUUGGAGACAGGAAAAUUUUUAUAAGAUUGGUAGUUAGUAGUAGGAUACUGCUUCUGCUUCUGCUUCUGCUGCUGUUAUGCUGCCAACAGGGCUACAAUUCGACUGCACAUGUGAUGAGGUGAGCGCGUUUACUGAAGAGGACCUCAUGUGGUGUGGGGAAUGAUGACUAAUCCCUUUUCACAUGAGGGAUAAAUUUGUAUUUGAAAAAUAUUAUUUAGACACUAAGUUUGACAUUAGCAGUGGCAUUCUAUAUUAAUAGUACAAGAUGUAAAUGUCAAACUUAAAAGUGCUUAAAUAGUAUUUUUGGUUUGUGUUUUAUGCA
Diospyros lotus (date-plum) is the source of this 1785-nucleotide messenger RNA. Its product is annotated as bifunctional protein FolD 4, chloroplastic-like. Gene Ontology annotation, cellular component: cytosol. The transcript has 5 exons. The record is from RefSeq and is a predicted model, not a curated record. Bases 200 to 1303 code for a protein of 367 amino acids. NCBI's taxonomy places the organism in Eukaryota, Viridiplantae, Streptophyta, Magnoliopsida, Ericales, Ebenaceae. Gene Ontology annotation, molecular function: methenyltetrahydrofolate cyclohydrolase activity; methylenetetrahydrofolate dehydrogenase (NADP+) activity. Gene Ontology annotation, biological process: tetrahydrofolate interconversion.